AAGAAAUAACAUAAAAUUAAAAUAAAUACAUAAAAUAAAUGAAGAAAUAAUAAUAAAAAAACAAAACUAAAAAAACGUAUUUGUUACCAGAAUUGUAUCUAUCUAUAAGUGAAGCGACUUCCAGGCAGACCGGUACUGUAUACGGGCAGAUAUAUUCUCCAGUGAUUUGUCAGUGUAUUGUGUCUUCCUGUGAGCUUUGAGGGAAUAGGUUUGGCCUUUUUGCAGGUAGUGUAAUGUUGCCCCUGAGAAGAAUAGACGAGGGGCUCCCAGGAGCAAAGCAUGGUAACUGCACACUGUUGUUCCUCCCUGGGAGAGGAGGAAACUGUUGGGUGGAGGCUGCAGGAGGAGGAGGAGGUGGAGAGCAGUGCAUGGUUUCAGGCUGGACAUCUGUCGCUUGUGAGUAUUUUUUCUUUUUUUUUCUAGGCCGGGUCUCUCGGUUAUUGAAUGGAGCCAGUGACCUGUCAGUCUUUGACUGAUGGGACCCCGUGUGUGGGAAAAUCCCGCAGCCAAAGAAGUUGGAGCAUUCACAUGCUAAUUGAGCCCUGAUAAAAAGAGGGCUGUGCCGCGCCGAGGGCCCUAGAGAGAGACGCGCUGGGAUCCGGAGAGGAGCGGAGCAGGCAGAAGCCCACUGGACACCAGAGAGGAAACAUGACUGCUUCAUCCAUGGAGCACAACGUGGGGAAACAUCCCAGUGCCAAAGAGGAGAGAAAGAUGAGAAAGCCACUCAUUGAGAGGAAACGACGAGAGAGGAUAAACAAUUGUUUGGAUCAGCUGAAAGAAACUGUGAUCGGAGCGUUCAGACUUGAUCAAUCCAAACUGGAGAAAGCCGACAUCCUAGAGAUGACAGUGAAGCAUCUGCAAAACAUCCAGAGCAUUAAACUCAACGACCCCACACUAGGCCUGGAGGCCCAGCAGAAGUACAGCACAGGCUACAUCCAGUGCAUGCAUGAAGUCCACAACAUGCUCCUCACCUGCGAGUGGAUGGACAAAACUAUGGGCUCCCGCCUGCUCAACCACCUCCUCAAGUCCCUGCCCAGGUCCACCGAUGAGCGGCCCCUCCAGGCCUCACCCAGACGUGAUGCCCCUCUUCCGGCCGGCACUCCCCCCAGAGGAGACCCCCGUGCUGGGAGGCAGCUCCAGAGAGAAGGGCCCACACGCCCAGAGAGGCCCGCACUCCACAGCUCCCACCUGGGGAUGCUGGAGAUGUGGAGGCCCUGGUGACCUGGUGGAUCAUCCGUUGUGUUAGACCACCUUGUAUUAUGUAUCUUAUAGAUAUGCUGCUCAGAAGACAAACGUGGGGCAGUUUUGUUCCAGUGAUUAUUAUUAUUGUAGGUGUGCUAUAAUGAUGACCUUUUCUCAGUACUUCCCUUCAGAAGUCAACUUCUCGUAGCCUGCAUUAUAGAAGGCCUUUAUUAAUCUUUUAUGUAUUUAUUGUAUUAACAGCUUUAUUUAUUUGAUGUUAUAAGGCAUGACUCUGCUUCUUAUAGACCACUCGCUUGUCAUUGCAUAGAUUUUUUAUGUCUUCCUCCUUUGCUGUAUGAUUAACCCAAACAUUAAUAAUAAUAAAACUGAUUGUAAACCCUUGA
This is a messenger RNA of Sebastes umbrosus (honeycomb rockfish), 1586 nucleotides long. RefSeq names its product hairy-related 8.2 (gene her8.2). Gene Ontology annotation, biological process: regulation of transcription by RNA polymerase II; regulation of neurogenesis; anterior/posterior pattern specification. The record is from RefSeq and is a predicted model, not a curated record. Gene Ontology annotation, cellular component: nucleus. The coding region runs from base 649 to 1221 and encodes 190 amino acids. Lineage: Eukaryota; Metazoa; Chordata; Actinopteri; Perciformes; Sebastidae. Gene Ontology annotation, molecular function: DNA-binding transcription factor activity, RNA polymerase II-specific; protein dimerization activity; RNA polymerase II cis-regulatory region sequence-specific DNA binding. The transcript has 4 exons.